Molecule: messenger RNA, 990 nt
Organism: Cyphellophora attinorum
Lineage: Eukaryota; Fungi; Ascomycota; Eurotiomycetes; Chaetothyriales; Cyphellophoraceae
Product: Malate/(S)-sulfolactate dehydrogenase
Exons: 1
Coding region: 1-990 (329 amino acids)
Molecular function (GO): oxidoreductase activity
Source: RefSeq, a predicted model, not a curated record
AUGAAGAUCUCAACAGAAGACGGACACAAUCUCGUCUCCUCCGCCCUACAGAAAAUUGGGUACACGCCCGAGUCCACCAAGAUCAUCGCCGACCAUCUCAUAGACAGCGAGCUCCGCGGCUACGGCGUCGCAGGACUCGCACGUGCUCUCAGUAUCGCUGACCGCCUCGCCGGCAAGCCACCCGCUCAGACAACGAAGACCACCCGCUCGGCACCCGCUACGGCUCAAAUCGACGGCCAGGACACGUUGGGCUACCUUGUCGCAUAUGAGGCAACCCAGGUCGCUAUCGCCAAGGCAAAGUCAAAUGGUGUAUCCGCCGUAGGCGCUUCAGGGACGUGGUAUACGGGCAUGCUGUCCUACUACGCCGAGAUGGCGGCCAAGGAGGAUCUUGUGGCCAUCAUAGCCAGCAACUGUACCGCGUGGGUUGCACCGGAAGGAGGCUACCGACCUAUCUUCGGCACGAACCCUUGGUGUGUUGGCUUCCCUACAGGCGACGGUCAGCCACCAGUGAUCUACGAUAUUGGCACAAGCAAGAUCCUUCACGCAGAUGUACUCCUCGCGAAUCGUUUGGGCCGCGAGCUGCCGCCCGAUAGCGUGUUCGACAAGGACGGCAACGACACUGUCAGCCCGCAAGAUGCGCUGAGCGGCGCAUUGAAGGUGUGGGGAGGGCACAGAGGGAGCGGCUUGGCGAUCACGGUGCAGUUGUUGGGUGUCAUGGCGGGCAGUGCGGCUUUCCCACCCGAUCUGGCUGGCUUUGGUUAUAUGAUUGUGAUGGUGGACCCAGCACAGUUCAGGCCGAUAGAGGAGUUCAAGGCUGAAGUUGAUGCAUUUUCAAAGGCUAUGAGGGAAGGUCCAGCGCUGGACAAGGGGAAGAAGUUGCGGAUGCCUUUCGAGAGGAGCUUUGGGAUCCGAGAGGAGGGACGCAACAGGGGAGAGUUCGAAGUCGAAGAUGGCGUUGUGGAGAGGUUGAAGAAACUCAUUGAUGGGUGA